Magnolia sinica is the source of this 1201-nucleotide messenger RNA. RefSeq lists its product as uncharacterized. Lineage: Eukaryota; Viridiplantae; Streptophyta; Magnoliopsida; Magnoliales; Magnoliaceae. The transcript has 3 exons. The record is from RefSeq and is a predicted model, not a curated record. The coding region runs from base 425 to 877 and encodes 150 amino acids.
GGUCCCAACUGCCAGAAAGCAAAGAAAAAGAUUAUCCCAUCAAGGGCCUCGUAGGUAUUGCCAAUCCACGAUGGCACAAAACGCCCCAACGGUCCGGAUUACCGAAUCAUGUACUCCACUUGUCAAAAUCGAAAGCGCAUCUACAUGCAUGCCACGUGUCCCGCAGUUCGUGUAGAAACGAAUCACCCUAUAGAAGCGAAGUGGUCAUGGUCAACAACAAAUAACUACUCAGCCAUGAAUACUGGGUCCCACCACCAUCUGUCGUUUUAGGCAGAGAAAGCACCUAACGCCACGUGUCCUCGCGGUACUAGUAGGCAUGCUUGCAUACUUCCCAUCCAUCUCUCUAUCUCUAUAUAUAUGUAAAAAAAACUAAAAAAAAUAAAAACAAAAACCAGUCAUUAGUCGUUGAUCUUACACCAAAACAAUGGCAAACAAGACACUCAUCACAACCACACUUUCUAAAUUUCGUUCCAUUCCUUCUUCCAAUUUCCUUAGAAGAGACCCUUUUAGGCCCAGACUCUAUGUCUCUGCUGGCACCAGACCUUUACAGGGAAGCUCAGCACAAGAAGCGUCGCGUGCAUGCGAUAAAGCGGCUGAUGCUGUUAAGCAAGGGGUCAAGGAAACUAAAGAGACGGCCCAAGACAAGAAAGAUCAAGCGUCCUCUACGGUAGAUCAGGUGACACAGAAGACGAAAGAAGUUGUUAAUAAGGUGUCCGAAACGGCUGGAGACUUGACUGAGAAAGCAAAACAAACGGCUCAAGAUGCAUGGGGAUCAGCUAAAGAAGCUGGCCAAAAGAUGAAGGAAAGCGUCGUAGGGAAGGCUGAAGAUGCCAAGGAAAUCAUCGAAGAAAAAACUGAGGAUGUGAAGCGGUCAUGAACAUCAAGAAUAUGGAUGCUCCGUGAUUACUAGUUAUUUAUCUCCUUCGUCGUCAUCAUCGUUGUAGUCAUCUCUUUUCAUAAAAUUUCAUUGGGUUGUCAUUAGAAGACGAAUUUUCUGUUUGUGGCAAACAAAUAACUUCCUUGUUGUGCACUGAGUGCACGGCCUUGCUGUUUUAUCCAAGCCAAUGAUUUGAUGCCUCCAUAAUGCACGCCCAAAACAUCACCCGAAUUUGAAGAUCCUAACUGUCGAAUCCUGUCGGGCUUCGUCCAUCAUUGAUUCCAUGCACAAUGUGAAAGUUAUUUGUUCGUCACAUACAGGAAA